Messenger RNA from Oncorhynchus mykiss (rainbow trout), 2076 nucleotides. The record is from RefSeq and is a predicted model, not a curated record. Lineage: Eukaryota; Metazoa; Chordata; Actinopteri; Salmoniformes; Salmonidae.
AAACGCGAUAAAACUGAAUUGUUCCAUUUAAACAUGUGGCGAAAUAUUGUAUUUAAACGAUAUGUUGUUUUAGAUUUCGUUGAGGAGGAAUAACAUCGCAUGUUAAAGUAGCACCAGUUAGUUAGUGAGCUAACGUUAUCUAGUUUGCUUUUUGGCCAGCCUGUUACAGUUGCGUUCUAGUGUAUUGGCACCCUUGUACGUCUAUUUUAAAUAAUUCAAUACGUCUUCAAAUAUAAAUUAAAAUAAAAACGUGUUCACACGUGUACUGUGGUAAGUUGCAGGUAUUUUUACAAGGUAAAAACAGCCAUUCAAAUCGUGUUGAAAAGAGAACAGGAUAUUCUGCUUCAUUAUAACGUUACCACUGUGAACAUGGCCAAGGGGAAAGAACUAUCUGAGGAUUUCGUAAUGUUAUCAGGAAGCAUGCUGUCCAUGGAGUUGUAGUCAACCUCCCAGGACGUGGUCGCAAGAAGAAUCUGGUUCCACCGGGUGAAAAAGAGAGAACUUGCAAGAAGAAUCUGGUUCCACCGGUUGAAAAAGCAGUUCGUUCUGCACCUAUCCAAAAUAAAAUGACAUCUGUUUGUGAUGCCACCAUUGAAGACAAGGAAAAUGGUUCCGAGUCGACGGAGUCUCAGGACAAGGAACAUCCACGGCUUCUCAUCCCAGAGUUAUGUCGUCUUUUCUACCAACUCGGCUGGGUUACUGGGACAGGAGGAGGGCUAAGUUUGAGACGUGGAGAUCAGAUCUACAUUGCCCCGUCUGGAGUGCAGAAGGAGAGACUACAGCCAGAUGACAUGUUUGUCUGUGAUGUGGAGGAGAGAGACAUCAGCUCCCCACCCCCCUGGAAGAACCUGAAGAAGAGCCAGUGCACCCCUCUGUUCAUGAAUGCCUUCACUAUGAGAGCGGCGCAGGCCGUCAUCCACACCCACUCCAAGGCUGCCGUCAUGGCAACUCUGUUUUAUCCUGGCAAGGAGUUCCGCAUAACUCACCAGGAGAUGAUAAAGGGAAUCCGCAAGGGCACCUCCAAAACCAACUACAGAUAUGAUGAAACCCUGGUGGUCCCCAUCAUUGAGAACACCCCGGAGGAGCGGGACCUGAAGGAGCGCAUGGCGCUGGCCAUGGAGCAGUACCCAGACUCCUGUGCGGUCCUCGUCCGGCGCCACGGCGUCUACGUGUGGGGGGAGUCCUGGGAGAAAGCCAAGACCAUGUGUGAAUGUUAUGACUACCUAUUUGACAUCGCCGUCCAAAUGAAGCAGAGUGGAAUGGAUCCUUCAGCACCACCCGUUGAAGAGAACCAUUACUACGAUGUCCAACCAUCCCAAUAAAUGGAGGCAAACAAUCAGGGCCUAAAAUGAACGCCUGCCAAAUGUGGAUUUUUUUUUUCCCCCAGCCAUGUCGCCGGGUGGUCAGGACUUCACAGUGCAAGUAUUUCACUCGCAUUUGUGAAUAUAAAAAGUCAAGUUUGAUCACAUUUACAGUGACAUAUAUGCUGCACUAGCUGUUUUCAAAAUAUUUCUGCCGUUUUUGUUUCAUAGCUGGUAAUAUAUAGCCUAUUCCACCUCGCUCUGCAACACAGCCUGGCUGGGGGACUGUGCGCACGUGAAGAGCUGAGUGAAAGAUUACAUUUUUAGAAGCGCUGUGCACAGGCAUAAAAGUUGGUCUAAUUUACUUGAAAAGAAAGUCUACUGAAGUGAAACCCUGUCCUUGUAUUUUUUUGGCUAUUUACAUUGUUUUGUUCACAAACUAGGUUGUUUUUCUGUGUUUGAGUUUCAACUGCUUGGGAAGAGAAGGCCACGCUUCUACUAGUCAAUCUCACAGGCAGAAACAAUACUGAUUUGCGUUGCCAUGGUAACCUCCCUCCCUUAAAGGUGGGACAUUUUUGUCUGAUAUUUUGGUUAAAAAUUUAAUUAAUAUACCAAUUUUACUUCUUACUAGUAAUACACUUGUUUUAGAAACAUUACAAAGCAUGCUCAUCUGUUGGUUUUGUUGUAAUUUUUGUGGAAAAUAUUCUGGCUGGUAAAAAAAAUCUGAGUGGCUGGUAGAUUUAAAAUAAAAAUAAAAAAUAUUCCUGCCACAGUG